This is a messenger RNA of Paramisgurnus dabryanus, 2012 nucleotides long. RefSeq names its product RING finger protein 122. Gene Ontology annotation, cellular component: nucleus. Gene Ontology annotation, biological process: ubiquitin-dependent protein catabolic process. Lineage: Eukaryota; Metazoa; Chordata; Actinopteri; Cypriniformes; Cobitidae. The record is from RefSeq and is a predicted model, not a curated record. Gene Ontology annotation, molecular function: ubiquitin protein ligase activity.
GAUGCUCUCGUGCUUUGUGAACGUUUGUGAUUGUCUGUCUCUUACAUGAUUUCAUCUUCACGAUGCGCACCGGAUAUUAUUAAGAUAGUAUAAACAUAUAAUAUUUACAAAGUCGUUGUUGUACAUAUAUAGUUCGUGAUCAUCUGAGUUAUUUAGGUUAAAUGUUGGUCCGUGAGAAUAAAGUGAUUUGGCAUCUAAACAUCUUUAGUAUGAAGAAUAAACACUGAAGAGUCGAUGAUGAUAAUGAUGUUUGUUAUCUUCUGCUUUCAGGCUUCUUUAUUCUCAGGAAAUGAUUGAUAUUUAAAGCACCAUGCCUCCAGUAACCUCUCAGGAACUUCCUCUAAACAUCUAUGUGGUCAUUUUUGGCACUGGGAUAUUUGUUUUUGUUUUAAGUGUGAUAUUCUGCUGCUUUUUUAUAAGUAAACUGAGACAUCAGGCACAGAAUGAUAGAGACGGUUACAGCAUGGUUGUUUUCAAAGAUGAAACAACGACGUUACAUACAGACGUGUUAACAUGCGCAGUCUGCUUGGAGGACUUCAGGACAAAAGACGAGCUUGGAGUGUUGCCAUGCCAACACGCUUUUCACAAAAGGUGUUUGGUGAAAUGGCUGGAAGUGAGAUGUGCAUGUCCCAUGUGCAAUAAACCCAUCAGUACAGCUCUGGCCCAGACGCACAGCCCAGGAAACCUUCUGGAUGAAUUACUUUAAUCCUUCAGCGAAAAGACUUCAUGCAGGACACUCAAGCAAAAAAACAUAUUCUGCUUAUUUGAAGCACCGCAUCAUUUGUAAUGUUUAUAUGUCAAGUUUAAAAUCAAAAUGUUUACAUACAAUUUUCUGAGGUUUUUUAUAUGUUGUGUUAAAGGGGACAUAUCACAAGACUUUUUUAAGAUGUAAAAUAAAACUUUGGUGUCCCUAGAGUACAUUUGUGAAGUUUUAGUUCAAAAUACCAUAUAAAUAAUUUAUUAUAACAUGUUUAAAAUUGCCACUUUGUAGGUGUGAGCAAAUAUGUGUCCUUUUAAAUGCAAAUUAGCUGAUCUCUGAACAAAAUGGCAGUGUCGUGAUUGGAUAGUGGGCGGUACUAUCCCCUUCUGACAUCACAAGGGGAGCCAAAUUUUAAUGACCUAUUUUUUCACCACACUUAUUCCGUCGAUGACAUUCGCAAACACGACGUGCAAGCCAUCGAGCCUGUGGGUGGAGACGUCACAAGAAACUAUGUUAUGCAUAUGAAAGUUUAACAGUGUGCCAAUGUAUAACAGCACAAAAGGUCAUAGGUUGGAACCCAGGUAACAAAAAAAUGUGUAUAACUUGCACAGUAAGUCAUUUUGGAUACAAGUGCGUGCCAAAUGCAUAUAAGUGCAUAGAUAAUGACUGUUCAAACAUAUUUCCUAGAAAACCCAUACACAUGCUUUAAAGGCGGGGUGCAUGAUUUUUGAAAAACACUUUGAAAAAGGGAGUCAGGCUGACUACCAAAACACCCUUGUAACCAGCAGUAAGGGGCGUGUCUACUAACCGACAUCAUUGCCUAGGUUGUGUGUGGGGCGGGUCUAUCAAAAGAAAUGUCAAAUGUCAACAUUGGCUUUCAGAGAUCAUGCACAAAUAUGCCUAGAAAAUCGCAACUUUUAAUUUUCUGUCAGUCUUAGUACACGACGUAACUACAGAAGAGUCAAGUUUUAAAUAGGAAAAAAAAUAUCGAAACUCUUUGGUUAUUUUUAAGCGUGAUGCUAAUGGUCUAAUCAGAUUCAAUGGAUUAUGCUAAGCUAUGCUAAAAGUGCUAGCGCCAGACCCGGAGAUCAGCUGAAUGGAUUCAAAAACGGUAAGAAUCAAAUGUUUAACUCUAGGGCAGUUGGAAAAUGAGCAUAUUUUCAAAAAAAGUGGAAUGCCGCUUUAAAAGCAACUAACCAGCAGUCUUGGGUACAACAUCAGCUCUCAGCUUAUUUCAGCAAUAAUGAAUGCAAACCUAUGAAUGCAAACUUUUUGGUCAGAUCAGAUGAAAUCUGUUAACCUUAACCCUUUA